This is a messenger RNA of Colletotrichum siamense, 387 nucleotides long. RefSeq lists its product as uncharacterized. The transcript has a single exon. The record is from RefSeq and is a predicted model, not a curated record. NCBI's taxonomy places the organism in Eukaryota, Fungi, Ascomycota, Sordariomycetes, Glomerellales, Glomerellaceae. Bases 1 to 387 code for a protein of 128 amino acids.
AUGGCUGAGUCAAUCUGCAAGCGCCUCACCUCUCACAUUCCGUCAUGGCCAACGGAAGAAGCGCUCAGGGCCCUCUCCAUGUCCUCUCGCAGCCCUCCCAUCGCAUCCAUCAACAUCGCGCUAAGGCAAGCUUCGUUUCUUCCCCAACUAAAUUGGUCCGAGACAUUCGUCAACCCGCCUCCAACACCUCUGAGCCAUCGUAAGCCAGUAAGUCACGCCCGUUGCCAUCUCAAAACUCACAAAAACAACAGCCCUCUUGUCCAUGCAGCUGGACAUAUGCUAAUGCUAAUGCUAGUCUUGAUCACAUCCCAUCACGUUAUUCCACCUUCCCGCCCGCACCCAAGGAAUGUCUCUCCGUCGCUCCGUGACGCUUCCAAUCACGAUUGA